AUCUAAUGGAAGACACAAAUUAAUUCAAAGUAGAAAAGAAGCGAAUAGAAAAAAAUAUGUAAAAAAUACAUACAUACUUAUGUAUAUUAAUCAAAAAUCGUAAAUCAAAGACAACAAAAACAACAACACUCCGCUAUUGCCCUGCUUAGUGAACCUCUGAGCUGCAGACUCCUCCACCCAGUGUGUCUCUAGUGUUUAGCAAUUAAAAUUGCAUACGAAACAAACAACAAAAAGUCUUCAUUUGUCUACCUGUGAGUGUGUGUGUGUGCGCGUGUGCAUUCAAUGGCGCGGCUUGUGAUUUAUCUCUUCGUCAUCUGCACUUUACUACUUUGUCAAGAAAACGUUCGUCAUAGUGGCGCCACCGGUGGCUGGCGUACAGGUGUGGCGGAUGCAACCAAUGGUCAUGGCAGUCAGUUAGAGGGUCGUGAUCGGCAUCAUCAUGAACGCGGUGGACAUAUAAGACGCGACCUCAAUCAUUGCUGGCGCCGCUAUGAUGGCUAUAAUUUGCAGAGUACAAUGGUCAAUAAAAAGGAGCAAAUGAAGAAGCCGUACGGCAUAUUGUGCAACUUCAAAUGUACUUGGUUUUUUACAAUAAAUUUUCCCACAUGUGAAUUCAUUUAUGAUUACAAACUCUCUUGCUACUUAUUUACAUCACUGCCGGAUUGUACUGCGGUUAAAUGUACGCUUUUAAAUUUUUUUACAUAAAAUUUCGUCAAGAAAAGGCGUGACUAAUUUAUACUUAUAUAAUAUAAAUUUACUAUAUUUAUUAAAAUGGU
Molecule: messenger RNA, 776 nt
Organism: Ceratitis capitata (Mediterranean fruit fly)
Lineage: Eukaryota; Metazoa; Arthropoda; Insecta; Diptera; Tephritidae
Exons: 3
Coding region: 283-705 (140 amino acids)
Source: RefSeq, a predicted model, not a curated record